AUGGAUGGUGAAGAUGACCCAUUGUUGCAAGAUGCUUGGGUGAAUGAGGAAGAGGAGGUAGUCUUCGGCCCCUGCAAGAGAACUGAAGGACUCCAGCUCUGUGGGAAAUGCCAGUGGAAUCCCAGGCCACAGGCACAAGCCACGGCUGUGCUGACCUCUAGCUUUUGGGAUGUCGUGGGUUGGAUCUUCACCAAUCCCUACUCUGCCAGCCUCAUCCUCUUCUUGGGUUGUGCCAUUCCAACCACCCUGGCCAUUGUGAUGUUCCUACACUACCCUGCUUUGGAUAUCGAUAUCUCUUACAAUGCCUUCGAGAUCCGCAACCAUGAGUCCUCCCAGCGCUUUGACGCACUGGCCUUGGCCCUCAAGUCCCAGUUUGGCUCCUGGGGCCGCAACCGCCGGGACUUGACGGAUUUCAACUCGGAGACCUUGCAGAGGCUGAUCUUUGAGCAGCUGCAGCAUCUUCGCCGCAAUGCCUCACAUCCAGGGGGUGUUGGUGCAGCCAGGCAGAAGCGCAGUAGCCUGGACCCUGAGAGGACUAGUCAUCUCCAGAGCCAGCCACCUUCGGGCAACCAAACCUCCCGCCAACCACGGAGUGCCCUGCCCCACUGGGAAUACUCAAAUGCAGUUGUGAGCACCAACACGCAAACCCAUGCACAUUGGCGCAUCGAGCUGAUUUUCCUUGCCCGGGGCGAUGCUGAGAACAACAUCUUCACCUCUGAGCGCCUGGUUACCAUCCAUGAGAUUGAGCGCAAAAUUAUGGAUCACCCUCACUUCCGGGAGUUUUGCUGGAAGCCUCAUGAGGUCCUCAAAGAUCUCCCACUGGGUUCCUACUCUUACUGUUCCCCACCUAGUUCUCUCAUGACUUAUUUCUUCCCCACUGAGAGGGGUGGGAAGAUCUACUAUGAUGGUCUAGGGCAGGAUCUGGCUGACAUUCAAGGCUCCCUAGAGCUGGCCAUGACCCACCCGGAAUUCUACUGGUACGUGGACGAGGGUCUGUCGGUCGAGAACAGGAAGAGUUCCCUCUUGCGCAGCGAGAUCCUCUUCGGAGCCCCGCUGCCCAGCUAUUACUCACUAGAGGACCGGUGGGAGGAACAGCGGAGAAAGUUCCAGAGCUUUGUGGUGACCUACGUGGCUUUGCUGGCCAAGCAAUCCACCAGCAAAGUUCAAGUGCUUUACGGUGGGACGGAUUUGUUUGACUACGAAGUGAGGAAGACCUUCAACAAUGACAUGCUGCUGGCUUUUAUUAGCAGUAGUUGCAUCGCAGUCUUGGUCUACAUCCUUGCUUCUUGCUCGGUGUUCCUCUCAUUCUUUGGGAUUGCUAGCAUUGGACUCAGCUGCCUCGUGGCUCUCUUUCUCUACCAUGUGGUGUUUGGGAUCCAGUACCUAGGAAUCUUGAAUGGAGUGGCUGCUUUUGUCAUUGUGGGGAUUGGUGUGGACGAUGUCUUUGUCUUCAUAAACACCUACCGGCAGGCCACCCACUUGAAAGAUCUCCACCUGCGAAUGGUCCACACCAUCCAGACAGCCGGCAAGGCCACCUUCUUCACCUCCUUGACCACGGCUGCAGCGUACGCCGCCAACAUUUUCUCACAGAUCCCAGCUGUCCAUGACUUUGGCCUCUUCAUGUCUCUGAUCAUUACUUGCUGCUGGGUGGCCGUCCUCUUCAUUAUGCCCGCGGCACUUGGGGUUUGGUCUCUCUACCUGUCCCCCCUGGAAAACGCGUGCCAGGCCAGCUGCAGCCAAAAAUGCAUGAAGGCAAACGCAUUGCACAUUUCGGACGGGCUCUUCGUCUCCUCGGAGGCUGCAAGCGGACCAGGCCCAGGAAGCCUUCCUUACCUAGACGAUGACAUACCUCUGCUCAGCGUGGAAGACGAACCUGUGACUCUGGAAAUGGGGGAUGUUCCCUUGGUUUCAGUGCUGCCCGAGAACCUUCAGCAACCCACAAAGAAGAGCAACCAGGGACAGCUAAUCGCUCACCUGCAAGAGCUUCUCCAGUGUUGGGCUCUGUGGUCGGCAGUGAAGAGCAAAUGGGUGAUUGUUGGGCUGUUUCUCUCCGUUCUCCUUCUGUCUGUCUUCUUCGCCAGCCGCCUCCGCCCGGCCAGCCGGGCUCCCCUCCUGUUCAGGCCCGACACCAACAUCCAGGUGCUGCUGGAUCUCAAGUACAACCUGAGCGCUGAGGGGAUCUCCUGCGUCACCUGCUCAGGCUUGUUUCAGGAAAAACCCCGCAAUCUGCAGAAUAACAUCCGCACCUCACUGGAGAAGAAAAAAAGGGGAUCGGGUCUGGCGUGGGGCAGUCGAGGGAGUGCUGUGAGCGAUGCAGCUGUGCAGGACCCCCAGGGGACAGUCUACAUCUUCAAAUCCAAAGGCAAAGGCAGGCCAGUGAUCUACAGGUUCUCUCUCAAUGCCACUGUCCCAGCGCCAUGGCAAAUGGUGUCCGCGGGAGAUGGGGAAGUCCCCUCUUUUCCGGUGUAUAGAGUUCCUUACGGUAACUUCACCAAGAGGCUGACCGCUUGUAUGUCCACAGUAGGGCAUGUCGAACAGAUGGGCCCCAAGAAAUGGAUGAUGACGACCUUGUCCUGCGAUGCCAAGAGAGGGUGGAAAUUCGACUUCAAUUUCUAUGUGGCUGCGAAGGAACAGCAGCGCACAAGGAAACUAUAUUUUGCCCAGUCGCACAAGCCUCCUUAUCACGGCAGAGUGUGCAUGGCACCUCCUGGCUGUCUUCUUAGCUCUAGCCCGGAUGGACCAAACAAGGGUUUCUUGUAUGUGCCAAGUGAAAAAGCCUCCGCAAAACCCAAGCUGUCGAUCACUUCUGGAUUCAACCCUUGCGGGAAUGCUAGCUGUGGGAAACCAGCGGUGCGCCCCCUAGUGGACACAGGGGCAAUGGUGUUUGUGGUGUUUGGCAUCCUAGGGGUGAAUCGCUCCCGACGCAUGGACAACCACGUCAUUGGAGACAUGGGCAGCGUCAUCUAUGAUGACGGCUUUGACCUCUUCAAAGAGAUUGGCAACUUGUGCCGGAUCUGCAAGGCCAUCGCCCGCAAUGCAGAGCUUGUUAAACCAGGAGGAGCCCAAUGCCUGCCCUCAGGAUACAGUAUCUCCACAGUACUGCAGAUGCUGCACCCAGAGUGUAAGAACCUCCCCGAGCCAAAUCUUCUGCCCGGACAGCUCUCUCAUGGGGCAGUGGGGGUGAAGGAUGGCAAAGUACAGUGGAUCUCCAUGGCCUUUGAGUCGACUACCUACAAAGGGAAGUCAUCCUUCCAGACUUACUCUGACUAUCUCAAGUGGGAAACUUUCCUCCAGGAUCAACUCCAGCAGUUCCCGAAAGGCUCAGCGUUGCGCCGGGGCUUCCAGACCUGCGAGCACUGGAAACAAAUCUUCAUGGAGAUCAUAGGUGUACAAAGUGCCCUGUAUGGUCUCAUCCUCUCCUUGGUGAUCUGUGUGGCCGCUGUUGCUGUCUUUACCACUCAUGUCCUCCUCCUGCUUCCUGUGCUGCUCACCAUUUUAGGAGUUGUAUGUUUAGUAGUGACCAUCAUGUAUUGGUCUGGCUGGGAAAUGGGAGCAGUGGAGGCCAUCUCCCUCUCCAUCCUUGUUGGCUCCUCUGUCGACUACUGUGUCCAUCUCGUGGAAGGAUUCCUUCUAGCAGGAGAGACCCUGCCGCUUCACCUGGCAGAGGACCCCAGCUCCAGCCGCCAGUGGAGGACGAUGGAGGCGGUCCGGCACGUGGGCGUGGCCAUCGUGUCCAGCGCCGUCACCACUGUCAUUGCCACUGUCCCGCUCUUCUUCUGCAUCAUCGCCCCCUUUGCGAAGUUUGGCAAGAUCGUGGCCCUUAACACGGGCGUCUCCAUCCUUUACACUCUGACUGUGAGCACUGCCCUGCUGAGCAUCAUGGGACCCCCCUCCUUCACCCGUAGCCGGACUUCCUUCCUCAAAGCCCUGGCUGGGGUGCUUGUGGCCGUGGUGGUGGGCCUGUGCAUUUGCCUGGUGUUGCUAAGAAGUGGAUUCAAGAUCCCCCUGCCCAAUGGGACAGUCCUAUAG
Molecule: messenger RNA, 4029 nt
Organism: Rhineura floridana
Lineage: Eukaryota; Metazoa; Chordata; Lepidosauria; Squamata; Rhineuridae
Gene: DISP3
Product: dispatched RND transporter family member 3
Exons: 20
Coding region: 1-4029 (1342 amino acids)
Cellular component (GO): membrane
Source: RefSeq, a predicted model, not a curated record